CAAUAGCAGUUCAACGGUAGCUAGCAGGUAGAUACCAAGCCAACGGCAAGGUGAGACUGAAGAUAAUCCUCUGGAAGUAGGAUGGACAUUAUUCAGGAAAAUUGAUUGAUUGGUGUUCACUUUUUUCAGUGAAGAAAAAAUGUCCAGUAGAAGCCAGCACUAUGGGUUCCAGUCAGCCACCAUGGUGCAGCCUGCCAAUGGCGGCCAUGCCUAUCUGUUUGGAAACAAUGGCUCAGAGAAUGACCUGUCAGAGGAGGAUGGGGAGAGCUAUGAGCUGCGGCCUCGUGGCAGAGAGAGGCUACGGAGGAGCACCUCCAGAGAGAGGAUGGACGAUAUAAUCUACCUGACCAGAGAUAUCCAGGAGGGUGACACACUGAACAGCAUUGCCCUGCAAUACCAUUGCUCGGUGGCUGACAUUAAGCGUGCCAACAACCUCUUGACAGAGCAGGACUUCUUUGCCCUGCGUUCUGUUAAGAUUCCUGUGAGGCGCUUCAGCGUCCUCACUGAGACACACAGCACUGGACCUCUUAAAUCUGCCUCCCCCUCAGGUGCCAGGCACCUGCCUCAGAUCUCACCCGUUACCUCCCUCCCCUCUGAGUCCUCCACAGACUCUUCUUCUUCUACCGACAGUGUGGAGGGAUUCCUCCUGGAGAAGGACAAGGACAUUGAGCGGCUGGUGAAAUCCACAGGUCCGUCUCGGAGCAGCUUGAAUGAGGUUGUUUCCUCCUUAACGCUACAGCAGCAGCAGCCACUGCUAGCAGAAGUAGAGUAUAAACCAGCACAGAGGAAGGACCCUUAUUAUGGGGCAGACUGGGGCAUGAGAUGGUGGGCGGCAGUGGCCAUCAUGCUGGUUGUUGGUAUUGUCACGCCUGUGUUUUAUCUGCUGUACUAUGAGGUUAUUAUGAAAGCUGAUGUCAGCCAUCAUGGCAUUCCUACACAAGCUCAUGGCGAAAUGCCUCAUGGACAUCUCCAUGACAAUAAUUUGGACCCUCCUGUUUGAGGAGACAACCAUACAGGGGCUGGACCUGGACAUCAUGCUGGAAAUGUGGUUAAAUGAGAUCCCCAGGGAUCCGGUGUGGACAAAGCAGCAGAGGGUGAACACGGCGGGUAUGAGAAAACAUAGCAAAGGAUUAUUACUUUACAUACAAGUUUGUUGCUAACUCAGAGACUUAAUAAAAUUGGAUGGAUGUUUCCAUUUUUUAACUUAACUUUUUGACUUAAUACAUCAAUGCAAUCUGUCUGACUGGGACAGUCACUUUACUGUGCAACAGUCAUUUUUAUAGGGUUGACAGACUAGGAAUAAGGGUGUGGCCACAAUCAUUCCUUGUGUCUGUCCAUUUACGUUUAUAUGCUUUUCAACAAAAAGCAUAGAUGGGCUGAACAUGGGUCCAACUGUCUAUGCCAGAUGUGUGUCGCAUGACAAGCAAAUGUUAUAAUAAGCUGAACUAAUUGGAACUGAUGGAAAGGUUUCAGAGUUUCUGUCAUCAGUGAAGCCAGGAGAACUCAGGGGAUGUUUUUGUCAUCACCUGGGCUGCUGCAUUUUCCUAAAGCGCCAUACAAAUUGUGUCAAACAAGUUCAAAAACAAACCAAGAGAGAAAGCAAAACUCUAACCUCUUUCUUCUGUGAUGGAUCAGUGGCCAUACCCUAAGACAGUCAAUAAUUCUGUGGAUUUGGUUUGAGAAACCAAAUCCACAGAAUUACUCUCAGACUUACUCUGUUCCAACUGUAUUUUUGCCAUGUUAGUAAUUUUUCAAUACUAUUUGUUGGAAAAGUAUGAUUGCUGCCAUUGUGUUUAAUACAGAAUUAAUUUAUUUCACGACUAUUGAGCAUUCGUUUUUACUUACACUACCAGUAUUGAGAGCUACCAGUUAAAUUAUGUUUCUGAAAUUCAAUGAAAUUUGCUUGAAUUUUUCUCCCUUUGAUCUUGCCUGGAACUGCUUUUUUUUUUUUUUUUUUUUUUUUUUAAUUAAAAAA
Xiphias gladius (swordfish) is the source of this 1975-nucleotide messenger RNA. RefSeq names its product LysM, putative peptidoglycan-binding, domain containing 3 (gene lysmd3). Gene Ontology annotation, biological process: Golgi organization. Lineage: Eukaryota; Metazoa; Chordata; Actinopteri; Istiophoriformes; Xiphiidae. The coding region runs from base 140 to 1000 and encodes 286 amino acids. The transcript has 3 exons. Gene Ontology annotation, cellular component: Golgi apparatus. The record is from RefSeq and is a predicted model, not a curated record.